UCAAACUAGUUUUUGCUUCUCUUUCUUUUGAUUUUCAAGUGAGCAAAAAUGGUGAAGUUGGCUUUUGGUAGCUUUGGUGACUCGUUUAGUGUUGGCUCCCUCAAGUCAUAUCUAGCUGAGUUCAUUGCCACCCUUCUUUUUGUGUUUGCUGGUGUUGGAUCUGCCAUUGCUUACGGUAAGCUGACAUCAGCAGCCUUGGACCCUGCGGGCCUGGUAGCGGUGGCCAUAGCCCAUGCAUUUGCACUGUUUGUGGGGGUCUCUAUUGCUGCAAACAUCUCAGGUGGCCAUUUGAACCCAGCUGUCACACUUGGAUUGGCCAUUGGAGGCAACAUCACCAUCCUCACUGGCAUAUUCUACUGGAUUGCCCAACUCUUGGGCUCCAUCGUUGCCAGCUUUCUCCUCAAGUUUGUCACUCAAUUGGAUGUGCCAACCCAUACACUUGCCUCAGGGGUAGGUGCAAUUGAGGGAGUGGUAUUUGAGAUCAUCAUAACCUUUGCUCUGGUCUACACUGUCUAUGCCACAGCUGCUGACCCCAAGAAGGGUUCACUGGGAAUCAUAGCACCCAUUGCAAUUGGGUUCAUUGUUGGGGCCAACAUUCUCGCCGCCGGCCCAUUCAGCGGUGGCUCGAUGAACCCCGCUCGGUCGUUUGGCCCAGCCGUUGCCAGUGGAGACUUCACCGACAACUGGAUCUACUGGGUCGGCCCACUAAUUGGUGGUGGGCUGGCCGGGCUCGUCUAUGGUGACAUUUUCAUUGGGUCCUAUAGCCCAGUACCCGCGGCUGAAGAUUAUGCUUAAUUUGAUAUGCUUAUGCUUUGGGGUUUCUCUUCUUGUUUGCUUUGUUAUUGUUUUUGUUGGCUUUAUUGUUGCUUUUGGGUUGAGUACCUACGAUUGCACUUAUCAAUUCCAUGAAGAAAAAAAAAAAAAAAAAAAAAAAAAAAAAAAAAG
Prunus dulcis (almond) is the source of this 945-nucleotide messenger RNA. RefSeq names its product probable aquaporin TIP-type. The record is from RefSeq and is a predicted model, not a curated record. Gene Ontology annotation, biological process: transmembrane transport; water transport. Bases 49 to 795 code for a protein of 248 amino acids. NCBI's taxonomy places the organism in Eukaryota, Viridiplantae, Streptophyta, Magnoliopsida, Rosales, Rosaceae. Gene Ontology annotation, molecular function: water channel activity. The transcript is spliced from 3 exons. Gene Ontology annotation, cellular component: plant-type vacuole membrane.